CGCAGAGCCGUAAAGAGCUCCAUGAGUCGUGAAAGGGCACGGUGCGGAAGCGUUGCUUUACGACCGUUGGGACAGGCGCGCUGGGUCGGCGUUCACUGCUUGCUACUUCUCUGUUAUGCACGUGGGCAGCUCUUCGUGUUUUUGCAGGUAACUCAGCCCUCUUGGCGUGAACCAAACACAUUGAAGGACGGAGUGGCAACGGAGGUCAAGGAUCUUGAGCUGAUGGAUUUUGCUGCUGAAAGUGAAGAGAUGUCGGGAGGAGGUCUCCAGAGUGAAGCUGAGGGGGCGCGGCUAAGUCUCGAGUCAGAUCAAGAGAGAGUAAGGACGGAGGAGUCUGGCGAUGGAGGGGCGGAGAACGGUCUGAACGGAAUGGAGAAGACAGGGGCAGGGGAAGAAGAAAGUAGACGAAGAGCAGAGGAGAUGCGAAUAGACCUAACGGUUGUGAAGCAAGAAGUAAUGGACUGGUCAGAAAUGGUAGAAGGUACGCUGAAUGGCCAGUGGGUAAAGCAGGAGGAGGACGGACAUGAGGUGAAAGAGGAAAAACCAGCCACAUUGGAGGUGAAGCAGGAGAUGGAUAGUAGUUUGAUGGUAAAAGAAGAAAAGGUGGAAGAAACAGAGAUAAAGGAAGAGAAAGUGAAGGUGAAGGAAGAAGUGAUGGACUGGCUGGAAGUGAAGGAAGAGAAGAAAGAAAGCUUGGAUAUUAAACGUGAGGAAGUGUCUCUUGAUCAGAAUAUUAAAAAGGAGGAAAUAAUGGAUGAAGUGUAUGUAAAAGAAGAGAAGUAUUUCCCCAAAGAAGAAAUGAUGGAUGAUACAAGGGUGAAAGAAGAGCCUCAAAUAAAUCCCUCAGUAGGCUCCAAGCGGAAACUGGCCAUGUCAAGAUGUGAAACUUGUGGUACAGAAGAAGCAAAGUACAGAUGUCCACGUUGUUUGCGGUAUUCCUGCAGUUUGCCCUGUGUAAAGAAACACAAAGCAGAACUAACAUGUAAUGGAGUUCGAGAUAAAACUGCUUAUGUUUCAAUACAACAGUUUACAGAAAUGAAUCUCCUAAGUGAUUAUCGAUUUUUAGAAGAUGUGGCAAGAACAGCAGACCAUAUUUCUAGAGAUGCUUUCUUGAAAAGACCAAUCAGCAAUAAACAUAUGUACUUUAUGAAAAAUCGUGCUCGAAAGCAAGGUAUUAAUUUAAAACUUCUACCCAAUGGAUUCACAAAAAGAAAAGAAAAUUCAACAUUUUUUGAUAAGAAAAAACGACAGUUUUGUUGGCAUGUGAAGCUCCAGUUUCCUCAGAGUCAAGCUGUGUAUGUAGAAAAAAGAGUACCAGAUGAUAAAACUAUUAAUGAAAUCCUAAGACCUUACAUUGAUCCUGAAAAGUCUGAUCCUGUAAUUCGUCAAAGGUUGAAAGCCUACAUUUGCUCUCAGACUGGGGUCCGAAUUUUAAUGAAGGUAGAAAAUAUGCAGCAAAAUUUAGUAAGAUAUUAUGAGCUGGAUCCUGACAAAAGUCUCCUUGACAAUUUGAGGGGCAAAGUGAUCAUUGAGUACCCGACAUUACAUGUAGUAUUAAAAGAACACAGUAAUGACAUGAAAGUUCUUCACCAAGUGAAAAGUGAAUCUACUAAGAACAUUGGUGAUGAAAAUUGAGCACUUCUUUUGGAGGAAGAAUGUGACAGUACCCAGAUAGUGGCAGAGGACCUUGUUGGAAGAUUUGGGGGUGCUUUCUCUUGGUCAUUGGAAAGUUUUGUUUCUCUGAAAACUGAUUAAACCAUCUUGGAAAAAAAAAAUGUUUUAAUGUAUUUUCUAGCUUCCUGAAUUGACUUGUAAGGCUCAGACUUUAAUAUGCUUUAUUCUGUAGGCUGAAAACUGUUGUUAGUUUGAUCCAAGGAUCCUGCGUUAGCCAAAAGUUGGCAUUCUCUUUAGCGGGACCUCACUAAAGAAGGGCCAUAUGGCACACCAUCUAGCCACAGGAGGACUGGUCUCUCAGAUGCCCAUUCUUGUCCUUGGGAUUUGUAUGUAACUUAACCUCUUGAGACAACUGAAUGGAUCUUUUAUACUUGGGUGGCACCUGGUAUGAUGUCCUAUGUAAAAGGUUGUAUAAGUACUAGGAACUGCUAUUUCUUACAGUCAGUUCAGAAAAGCAGCGGCUCCGCAUUGUUGUUUGAAUCAUCAGUGCUCACAAAUCUGGCUUUCCUUGUCCACACAGUGAGCUGUGUCUUACUGUGAAUUCUGUGCCUUGCACCCCAUUUCGACUCUCCUCUUGACAUCACCACACAGGGUGUUGUGAUGAGCAGUUUUACGCUGUGUUUGGAAACAUCUAACAAUAGCUAAAGAAGAAACACUUGGAACUCUUCAAAGUGCUUUUGGAAUGUGUAUGUGUAUUUAUGUAUAUACAUGAUUUAAUUUAUACCUUAUGGCAGCUCUAUAUACAUUAUGAUCUCACUUAUUAAAAUUAAAGUUUCCUAGUUUUACUGGAAUUUAUAGUUAUGAAAUUGCAAUAUGACUAUAAAAGAUUAUUACAUCUGUA
This is a messenger RNA of Capra hircus (goat), 2515 nucleotides long. RefSeq names its product zinc finger HIT-type containing 6 (gene ZNHIT6). Gene Ontology annotation, biological process: box C/D snoRNP assembly; maturation of LSU-rRNA from tricistronic rRNA transcript (SSU-rRNA, 5.8S rRNA, LSU-rRNA); snoRNA localization. Lineage: Eukaryota; Metazoa; Chordata; Mammalia; Artiodactyla; Bovidae. The record is from RefSeq and is a predicted model, not a curated record. The transcript has 10 exons. Bases 22 to 1635 code for a protein of 537 amino acids. Gene Ontology annotation, cellular component: pre-snoRNP complex; nucleus.